UAUUAAGCACUUUAGCGGGCAUCUACGAUCCAUUGGGACUAUUGUGUCCAGCUGUUUUGCCCGCAAAGUUAUUUUUUCAGCAAUUAUGGGAUGACAAACACGACUGGGACACUCCACUUGCCUUGGAGGAAAAAUCCUUUUGGGAGAGUUUCCUCCAGGGUUGGCAAGUUCAGGAGAUUCGUCUGCCCAGAAAAGUCCUUAAAUCACACGAUAACAUACAGAUCCACGCGUUUGUUGACGCCUCUGCAAGCACAUAUGCUGUUGCGAUUUUCUUGAGAGGAGAACUUAAUAGCUCAGCCUCCUCUAACCUUAUUUUUGCCAAAACCCGCCUUAAACCUAAAAAGGGUGGCAAAACACUCACAAUACCACGAAUGGAACUUAUAGCUAUACUUAUU
This is a messenger RNA of Meloidogyne enterolobii, 395 nucleotides long. NCBI's taxonomy places the organism in Eukaryota, Metazoa, Nematoda, Chromadorea, Rhabditida, Meloidogynidae. The record is from the annotation of a GenBank genome assembly.